AUGCCGUCGCACGCCGUCGCCGUCGCCGCCGCGCGCGCGCUUCACCGCGCCGCACCGCCGAGCGCGUCGACCGCGCGGCGCGUCGCCGCGCCGUCCGGCGGGGCGACCCCGCGCCGCUCUCGAACCCUCCCUCCCGUCGCGCCGCCGCGCGCGUCGUCGUCGUCCUCCUCCUCCUCCACCGCCGCCGCGGUGGACGCGGAGACCGUGCACGCGAUACGCUCCGGCCCGCCGGACGACGGCACCGCGAUCGUCCCUCUCCGCGCGUGGCUCGAAGCGCGCGACGGCGACCCCGCGGUCGCGAGCGUGUACGCAAUCUACGGCGCCGACGACGUCAUGCGAUACGUCGGAUACGCCAAGGACGCGUCGCGCGCGGUGCGCUCGCACCUGGAGCGUCAGGGCGACGACGCCGCGAGCAAGGUGCGCGUCGCCGCGUUCGCGAACAAGGCGACGGCGACGCGCGCGAACCUGCGCGCGGAGCAAGAUCGGUGGAUCGGCGAGUGGGUCGUCUCGCGCGGCGGCGCGGAGACGGAGAUACCCGUCGGGAACCAAGCCGCGGGCGCCGCGAGGUGGACGCUGACGCCCGCGGAGAGCUGGGAGAACGAGGAGAAGCCGGCGCCGGCGGAAGCGAAGGCCAACGAGGCCGGGACGCCGUCCGUGGGCGCGGACGGCGAGGUCAUCAGCCCGUACGCGGCGGAGGCGGCGGGCGCCGACGCGGAGGAGGAGGAGGCGCUCGAUCCGAACCGUGAGCUUCUGCCGCUCACCGUGGAGAACGUGGACAAAGCGCUGGACGAAGUCCGGCCGUACCUCAUCGCGGACGGCGGGAACGUGGCCGUCGUCGGGAUCGAGGACGGCGUCGUCGCCGUGCGAAUGUCCGGCGCGUGCGGAUCGUGCUCGUCGUCGACGGCGACGCUGAAGGGGGGCAUCGAGAAGACGCUUCGACGAGUCUUCGGCGGAGAGAACGUGAAGGAGGUGGUGAACUUGGACAGCGACGAGCCCGGGAGCGCGCUGACGCUGUCGAAGGAGGCGGUGGAGGCGCACCUGGAGAAGCUCGCGGGGGCGAUUCACAACUACGGCGGGAGCGUGAAGCUGUUGGAGGUGAUCGAGUCAGAGAGAGCGUUGGUGUUGGAGUUUUCGGGGCCGGUGGCGUUGGCGCAGUCCAUCGCGUCGUCCAUCAAGGGGAAGUUCCCCCUCGUCGCGGAGUGCAAGAUCAAGCAGGUGUGA
This is a messenger RNA of Micromonas pusilla CCMP1545, 1221 nucleotides long. It is a transcript of the gene NifU, whose product is annotated as iron-sulfur cluster scaffold protein, plastid precursor. Bases 1 to 1221 code for a protein of 406 amino acids. Gene Ontology annotation, biological process: iron-sulfur cluster assembly. Lineage: Eukaryota; Viridiplantae; Chlorophyta; Mamiellophyceae; Mamiellales; Mamiellaceae. Gene Ontology annotation, molecular function: 4 iron, 4 sulfur cluster binding; iron ion binding. Gene Ontology annotation, cellular component: mitochondrion. The transcript has a single exon. The record is from RefSeq and is a predicted model, not a curated record.